Messenger RNA from Schistocerca nitens (vagrant locust), 1912 nucleotides. Its product is annotated as spliceosome-associated protein CWC27 homolog. Lineage: Eukaryota; Metazoa; Arthropoda; Insecta; Orthoptera; Acrididae. The coding region runs from base 139 to 1662 and encodes 507 amino acids. Gene Ontology annotation, molecular function: peptidyl-prolyl cis-trans isomerase activity. Gene Ontology annotation, biological process: protein folding; protein peptidyl-prolyl isomerization. The transcript is spliced from 9 exons. Gene Ontology annotation, cellular component: catalytic step 2 spliceosome. The record is from RefSeq and is a predicted model, not a curated record.
GAAGUGUUUGACUGUUGCCGUGACAGCUGUGAACUCAAAGUUUUCAACAAACAUAGUAAACAAAAGGCUGCAGUCGCUGGUGCUCAUGUUUGUUUACAGUUUGUUGAAAUCGUCAAUGACCGAAAGCAUAAAUAAACAAUGAGCAACAUUUACAUACAAGAACCACCGACGAUAGGAAAGGUCCUGCUGAAGACAACAGUUGGUGACAUCGAUAUAGAGUUAUGGUCUAAGGAAACACCAAAAGCAUGUCGAAAUUUCAUUCAACUGUGUUUGGAAGGAUACUACAACAAUACUAUAUUCCACCGAGUGGUGAAAGGUUUCAUAGUUCAAGGUGGAGAUCCAACAGGUACUGGUACUGGUGGUGAAAGUAUAUACGGACAACCAUUUAAGGAUGAAUUUCAUACUCGUUUAAGAUUCAAUCGCAGGGGUCUAGUAGCCAUGGCAAACGCUGGUAAAGAUGACAAUGGUUCUCAGUUUUUCUUCACCUUUGCUGCUGCCCCAGAGCUUCAGAAUAAACAUACCAUUUUUGGAAAAGUAACUGGUGAAACGAUCUACAACAUGCUGAAACUGGAAGAAGCCCUAGUAGAUGAGGAUGAACGGCCAUUGUAUCCUCAGAAAAUAUUCAAGGCAGAAGUACUGAACAAUCCUUUUCCUGAUGUUGUUCCAAGGAGAGAUCCAGCGAAGGAACAAGUGACUGAAGUAAAGAAGAAAGAGAAAUCUGCAGGUGUCAAGAAUUUCAAACUUCUAUCUUUUGGUGAAGAAGCAGAGGAAGAUGAAGAGGAAAAUGAGGUAGCCAAUAAAAUGUAUGCUGGACGUAGCAAGUCAACACAUGAUGUUCUCAAUGAUCCAAAAUUAAGUGCAGUGCCUGCAGUAGAUAUGAAUCAGAAAACAAAAAAGAAUAAGAAUGAAGUGAGAAGUGAAAAUGAUGAAGAUAAUAGUAAUGCUUCAGCAAGUGAAGAAUCAGCUUUGAGUGGUGAUGAAGAUGUUUCGAAAAGAGCUUGGAACUCAGAUGAAGAAAAGAAUGAAACAGCAAAUAUACGGAAAAAGUUAAAAACUGAAUAUUCUAAAACUGAACAAUCUCACAAAAAAACUGUUCCUGAUGCAAAGGAAUCUGAAAGUGAAGGGGAAGAUUAUUAUUUGGGUCAAGAGCAAGAUAAAGAGAGGAAAAGAAAAAUGGAACAGAUUCGCAAGGAAAUAAAAGAUUUAAAACGUGAAAUGAAGAACGAUAAACAGAAUAAGGAAACUGAAAUAAAGUUGUUGGCUGCUGAGAAGAAAGAGAAGGAAAUACUUAAAGAAUAUAAUGAAACAGUAGCAAAAUACAAACAGAAAAAGCAAGAAAUGCCAAAGAAAGGCCAGUCAAGAGAGGAAUUCACUCUUUCAUUGCUGUCAAAAUUUCAGAAGAAACUUGCAGAAGCAAAGGACAAAGCUCAAAAUAGUGCAGAUCAAGGUGAUGAUAAAAAAGAUGAUGACUCAAAUGCUGACAGUGAAAGUGAAGAAUGGUUGACACACAAACUUCAGUUUGAGGAGAAACUGCCAGUUUUGGCCAAGGAUGCCAGCACAAAAGAUGAUGACUGGUUUGAGAUUUAUGACCCCAGGAAUCCAAUAAACAAAAGAAGACGAGAAACAAGUAAAAAUGCCAUGAAAAAUAAAGAGAAACAAUAAUUGUAGAACAAGUGCAAAGAAGAACAUUGAGUGUAACUAUGAAGCAUUUGCAACAAGUGGCCUACUCAACUCAAUGAUCUCACUAGCUAAAAUGUGCAGAAAGACACUCAAAAGGGCUGUGAAGAUGAGGUGAACACAUAAGGACCAGAAUUAGUAUUGUGACUCAUGUUGUAUAUUAUUAUCUUUAGUUGAAGGUUAUUAUAAAGAAAUGUAUACAGGCAACAAAUAUUUACUGAACAGAUCAAAUGCA